Molecule: messenger RNA, 2772 nt
Organism: Micropterus salmoides (largemouth bass)
Lineage: Eukaryota; Metazoa; Chordata; Actinopteri; Centrarchiformes; Centrarchidae
Gene: fkbp4
Product: FKBP prolyl isomerase 4
Exons: 11
Coding region: 385-1737 (450 amino acids)
Molecular function (GO): peptidyl-prolyl cis-trans isomerase activity; protein binding
Source: RefSeq, a predicted model, not a curated record
UCUGUCUCUGCUCGAGUCUGGAAAAUUCUCUGCCCUUCUAUAAAUGCUUGUCAGACGUUAGGCUGCAAGACAACGUGGACUUGAAGCAACUUGAUCAUAAGCUCAUAUCCUGCUCGGAUACAAGUGUGACUGGUGCACAACGAUAGCACAAUCUCAGCUGUGGCGUGUACUUUAUUUACAGUAGCAUUCAUAAGUGAGUAACGUUAGCUGAGGUUAGCUUAGAGAUUUAACCAACGUUGGUGAGCUAGCUGCAGUUGACGAGUCCAAUUGUUGUUUGCUGCACUUGGCGUGGUUUGAGAAGUAUUUAGCUUUAGCCACCACUACUAUUAGCCAGUGUAAAUUUGUAUUGUUUUGCAGCUCAUAGCACGAGGGGGAAUUAGCUUCAUGACAAUGACUGCAGAGGAGCAGACAAGUGAAGGACAAAACGCCAUCCCCAUGGAAGGAGAAGACAUCACACCAAAGAAAGACGGGGGUGUUUUGAAGCUGGUGAAAAGGGAAGGCACAGGCACAGAGUUUCCCAUGACUGGUGACAAAGUUUUUGUGCAUUAUGUGGGCACACUUCUGGAUGGGACUCACUUCGACUCCAGCAGAGACAGAGGAGAGAAGUUUUCCUUCGAGUUGGGCAAAGGUCAAGUCAUAAAGGCAUGGGACAUUGGCGUAGCCACAAUGAAAGUGGGAGAGUUGUGCCAGCUCAUCUGUAAGCCAGAGUAUGCUUACGGAUCUGCAGGCAGCCCACCCAAGAUACCUCCCAGUGCAACCCUUGUUUUUGAGGUUGAACUGUUUGAAUUUCGAGGCGAGGACAUAACUGAGGAUGAGGAUGGAGGAAUCAUUCGUCGCAUUAUCACUAAAGGACAGGGAUAUUCCAAGCCUAACGAAGGAGCUUCUGUUGAAGUUACUGUGGAGGGAACCUACGAGGGACGUGUAUUUGAUGAGAGAGAAUUGAAGUUUGAGAUUGGAGAUGGAGAGAAUCUUGGCUUGCCAGUUGGAGUGGAGAAAGCUAUCAUGGCUAUGGAGCAGGAAGAGGAGGCACUUUUCCACAUUAAGCCUAAAUAUGGCUUUGGAAAUGUAGGAAAUGCAAAAUACAACAUUCCUGGUGGAGCAACACUGCAAUACAAAAUCAAGCUGACAGCCUUUGAGAAGGCAAAGGAAUCGUGGGAGAUGAACACAGGAGAGAAGCUGGAACAGAGCAGCAUUGUCAAAGAGAAAGGAACGCAGUAUUUCAAGGAGGGAAAAUACAAGCAGGCGUCAGUGCAGUAUAAAAGGAUUGUGUCGUGGCUGGAACAUGAAUCUGGUUUGUCAGAGGAGGACGAGAAGAAGGCGAAAGCACUGCGGCUAGCUGCGCAUCUGAACUUGGCCAUGUGCUUCCUUAAACUGCAGGAGUCAAACCAAGCCCUAGAAAGCUGUGACAAGGCUCUGGAGUUGGAUCCAUCCAAUGAGAAGGCUUUGUUCCGAAGAGGAGAGGCGCUGUUUGGUAUGAAGGAGUUUGACAGGGCAAGAGAUGACUUCCAGCAAGUUAUUCAGCUGUAUCCUGCCAACAAGGCCGCCAAGAGCCAGGUUGCUCUUUGUCAGAAGCGUCUCAAGGAGCAGCAUGAGAAGGACAAACGCAUCUACGCCAACAUGUUCCAGAAAUUUGCAGAGAGGGAUUCAAAGGUGAAGAAAGAAGCAGAGAAAGGGAAGAGUGAGAGCAAGGAGAACGGCGAGGAUGAGAUGGAGAUUGGGAACGGGGAAAAAGCGUAGAUGAAGAUGUGACUAUGGUUCAUCUGUACUUCAGACUUUUGUAACUUCAGCCAUUUGUGUUUAAGGUGUGCCUGUGUGUGUGAGUGAGAGCGAGAAUGAGCGUGUCAGCGAGAGCACUGGCUUUCUGUGUGUCCGGGCUUUUUGCUGCAGCAGCUGCACAAGUGGGUGAGGCUUCCCCAGCUGAUGGCACUAUGGGACGUGGUUUUAUUAAAUGAAUUGUGUGCCACAACCCCAUCUCUGAACCCUUUGAACCCACAGCUUUGAACUGUACAUGUGUUGGGUUUAUUUGUUUUUUAUUUUCCAGUGUUUUGGGUAGGAAAAAAGUGGAUCCAAAUGUUAAAUGCAGAAUUUCAAACCCUCACCCGUUAAGGGCUAGACCAUUCACCUUGCGCUAACCUCACGUUCUGUGCUAUCCAUCCAACACUCCUCCACGUGGGCCUACUGAUCAAUUCCUGGAGUUGUGCUGGUUGUGUGCAUAGAUAUGAUGUGCCUGUGUCCCAAAGUACGCAUGUAGCAGCACUGUGGAUAGGUGGAGUAAUAAGACGUUAGCCACUGGAGCUCCCCUAUAGGCCCCCAGCGUACAGGACUGUUCGCCUUUUACUUUGGAAAUAUUGACUUUGUACUUAUUUCUUUUCCAGUGUUGUGCUUGUGAUUUCUGUAUUGUUCUUGAAAUGAAUACAACCAAUUGCUUAACUGGAAUAUGUGCAAUUUUAAAGCAGCUAGAAAGAACAUCAAUUUGCUUCUCCUGGACACGCUUAAGUAAUAAAACAGUUAAGUCUUAAUUCACUGUAAAAAGAACGUAUGAACGUGUGCAUAUGGCUCAUUAGAUUCAGGCUGUUGAAGUCAGUACGCCAGAGGAAGAUGUGAGCCCUGUUCAUUUUAGUUAACAGCACCUGUAGAGUGGGGCAGAAACUGAACCAAGGGGCUAAUAGAAGCGAGGUUGUGGGUCGUGUUGAGUUUAUCUUCGUCUCUUGGAAGGGUUGCUGCUUGGUGUGCCCUGACAGAAGGAUAUAAUAAACAAUAGCUACAACUUGA